Messenger RNA from Didymodactylos carnosus, 417 nucleotides. NCBI's taxonomy places the organism in Eukaryota, Metazoa, Rotifera, Eurotatoria, Philodinida, Philodinidae. The record is from the annotation of a GenBank genome assembly.
AUGAGAAAGAUUUUGUGUUAUCUGUCUAUUCACAGUUACACAGAAGAACAUUGCCCAACUACAGACAUAACAAAUUAUACCUCAGUUAUACCUCAAAUUAUAACUCAGAUAUGUGCAACAUCAGCUUUAAUUAGAAUAAGCUUCGAUCAAGACACAAAACGGUCGAAUCCUACUGGUCUUACAUACAAUGUUCUUAGUCUUCCAUCGAAGAAAGUUGCUAUGAUUGUAAAAUUGGAAAUGGACUGUUGCAUUCGUUACUGUGCUCAUCACGGUGAUAAUGAAACAGAGGUCAGAGUCAGAAUUGCUAAACUAGCACACCCUGAAUUAACAUUUAAAUGUACAGAAAAUGAAAUGAGAAAAGAUGUUAUUAACGAAACGAUAAGUGAUGUGAUUAAAAAACAAAAGGGACGUCUAUAA